UUCUUUUUUAAUUUCAAUAUUUUCAACGAAAUUUUGACACAAGGAUAUGCGCUUCAUCCUUCUAAUUUAGGGAUUCCAUAGGCAUUGCUGGAAUGGCCAGCUGGUUCCGGAGUUAUUCCGGAAUAAAAUUUGAAUUGGCUAUUUUGGAAAAAGUAAAUUGUCGAUAGUUGUCGAUAUGAGAACAGUUUAGUUUUCAGACCUAAGCGAACUAAAAAAGAUAGAAAAACAUGUCUGAAAGUCCAUCCCGGUCACUAAGCGCCUUGGCACCAGUUUUACGGAUGAUCCGGGGAACUGGUUCUGAGGUCAAUUGUUGAAUGUGAUUAAAUACCAUCACGCGGCAUUUUUCGCGAUUUUUCAUUGACAUCAUUCUGAGCUGUUUUUGUGAUAUCCAAAACAUUUGCUCCUGCGAUUCAUUAAGGGACUCUUUUAAGAAUUCCUCAAGGAAUACCUCUAAUGGUUCUUCUAGGGGUUUCUCUAGGUAUUCUUUUGUGGAUUUAUCGAGAUAUUUCUUCCAAGAACUCUUAGGAUUCCUCCAGACAGUCUUGAUGGAUUUCCAAUAAAAUUUUCUGCAAGGAUUCCUCCAGCAACUACAACUAGAAUUUCUCUAAAAAUUCUUACUAUUGUACUUCUCGGAAUUAUUCUAGGGAUUCCACUAGAAAUUUCUAUUGGGAUUCCUACAAAAAAUCCUGGUGGGAUUAUUUAAGAAAAUCUUCCUGGGAUGCUUCCAGGUUCUUCCAGGUGAUUCUUCCUAAUUUAUUCAAAAAUUUUAUCAAGAGAUUCCUCGAGAAAUUCUUCAUGGAACUUCUACAGGAGCUCCUAUUAUGAUUUCUCCUGCUGCGAUUCUUCCAGCAAUUUCUCCUAGAACUCCUCAAGAUGUUCUAACUGUGGUACCUUCAGGAAUUCUACUAGGGAUUCCUGUAGAUUCCCUCUAGCAUUCCUGCUGGGAUUCUUCCAGGGAUUUUUUCAAGGAUUUAUCCAAGACUUCCUCCAGGAAGUUUAUCCAGGGAUUCUUCAAGAAAUUCCUCAUUCCUGCUGGCCUUCCUCCAUGAAUUCCAGCAGGGAUUCCUCAACCAAUUUCUAGGACUCAUCCAGAAAUUAAAACUGUGAUAAAUACUUUCAGGAAUAAAAAUUUCUCAUGCGAUUCCACCAGGGACUCCUCCAGAAUACUUCUAUCGAUUCGCCCUAGGAGGACUGUAGGUAUAAUCCUCCAGGUAUUUGUUCAAGGAACUUCUGUUAGGAUUCUUAAUGGGGCUCUCCAAUAAUAAUUCCUCUGGAGAUUCUUUCAGCAAUUCCUAUUAAUUCUAGGAAUUCCUCCAGAAAUUCCUUCAAGUAUUGUUGGUGAGAUCAUUCAAGACAAUCUGGUAACUGUACUGAGUGCCUGAGAGUAAACGCGACUAAAAUAAUAGCUCCAAAUUUUAUCACAAUAUUUAAUAAUACUUAGCGUAUAAAAUCACGAAAAUAUAACGUUUCUAUACAUCGAAACGGGCUCUUCGAGUUGUGGUGAAAAUAUUCCGAUUAUAUCAGUGAUAAGUUAUUAAAAUAGUUAAAUUUCAAAAACUAUUUGAUAGAGCGUCCCUAUUGCGAGUUGAUAUGAGUACCACGUCUAUUCGAUACAAAAGAUCAGCAAUGGACGAAUGCUCAGUAUGUAACACUGAAAUCCAGUCUGACGAGAAAAAUGUGAAAUGUGUGUAUUGCAGCAAUUUAUUGCACGUUAAAUGCGCGGGUCUAUCAGAUUCUCGCUAUAACAAGAUUCAGAAGGGACAUUGCUACUACUGUUCCGGUCAUUGUGAAACCUCGCAUGCAAACAGCAGAAAGAUGGACGAACUAUUAACUAAUAUGAAGUGCUUGCAAACGUCGAUGGACAAACUCAAUCAAAAAUGCGAAGAAAACGGUACAAAUCAGAAGAAAACGGAUGAUGCUGUGAGAAAACUGAGUGCGUCCAUGUGUGAACUCACAAAGUCUCAGAGUGACAUUAAGAAUUCGGUUGAAGAAGUGAAAUCUUCACAAGCGUUCAUUGCGGCUCAGUAUGAAGACAUCAAGUCCUUACACGAGGACAUGAAGAAGGACUUUGCAGGGUGUGUUACUAAAGUGAGCGAACAUGAUGGCCACAUUCAGGCCUUAAACAGCACUAUCGUCGAUAUGAAGAAGCGUCUGCGUCUGGCGGAGCAAAAUUUGUUGAAAAACGAAAUCAUCAUUAAUGGCAUACCCAAGGAACUCACUAUCGCAGAAUCGACGAUCAUCACAAAAGUAGCGGCUGCCGUAGGGGUGCAACUAUUCUCUACUGACAUCGAAAGAACCCUCCGGGCUAGGAACGGAAUGAUCCUGGUCGAAUUCAGCAACUCUAAAGUACGAAAUGACAUCCUUCGUGCUCGUAAGGGUAAAUCGGUGUAUGCUGAUGAAAUCGACUUUGGCAAUGCGGCGCUACCCACCAGCUCAAGGUCUUCUCCCAACAACAAGCGAUUCCAUACUAAGGUCUUCAUAAAUGAGAAUCUGACGAGAGAAACCCGUUCACUGUUUCGAGAAGCCAAAUCUCUCCGGGUAUCUCAUGGGUUCAAGUAUGUGUGGUGCAACAACGGGAACAUCUACUGCAAGAGAGACGACUCGGCAGAUGUCUACAUCAUCGAUUCCAUUGAGGAUCUCAAGAGAUUGCGUUCAUCUCCAAGGAAAGCUUGAUCGCUCAAACUCUCUGCUGUUGUUGCUGGCUGCUGUUGUUGCUGCUGGUUGCUGUUGGAGGCUGCUGAUGUUGGUGUUAGUACGGUGUUUUCUGUUCACAUGUAUUUUCUGUCAUGGGAACGAACGAUGACGACGAUUUUAUUAGCAAUGUGCGAUUAGGUGAUAACUUAAAUAUUGUAUACCCAAACUCGAACGAAAUUUUUACCAAUUCAAAAAUCAACCUGUUGUAUAUGAAUAUUAAUUCGAUACGAAAUAAAAUAGAAGAUCUUAUGUUGUAUUUAGCAAAGUUCAAAUCAACUAUCCAUAUUAUCUGUAUCACUGAAAUGAGAUUAAAUCCCGAUGAGAUCUAUAUGUGCAAUAUUCCUAGCUACAACGUAGUUUGUUGUCCACGAUCCAAUAGACUAGGUGGUGGUGCCUGUAUGUUUAUUCACGAAUCUAUAGAGUAUGAUGUUAUGAAAAACGAAGAAUUUCUGGAAGGUAGCUGUAUUAUUGUUUCUCUGAGAGAGCCGAGAUUGGAUAUUGCAGUAGUGUAUAGACCCCCACAUGCAAAUUUGAAUGACACUAUACUGUACCUAGAUUCUCUGUUGGAAUCUGCUGGGAAACUGAUUUGUGUUGGUGACUUCAACAUCAACUUACUAAACACGACCUCGAAUGCUUAUGUAUCAAUGGUGGAAUCCAAUGGAUUUACAUUUUUAAACAGAGUCGAUAACGAUAGUGCUACACAUGGAAUAAACCCAACAGGAACAAUAAUAGAUCAUGCUUUUACGAACAUAUAUUACCUAAACUUUGGAUUAUGUAUCGAUGACAUUAGUUUCACAGAUCAUAAAUCAUUGCUUAUCAGCUUCGACUCGCAGAAUAGUUUAUCUAGAAGCAAUAAAUCAACCAAUGUUGUGAAAUACAAUUACGCUAGCAUUACUGCUGAUCUAACGCAUUUAGUGGAAUCAGCUGCCUGUUUGAAUAGUUUUAACCAGUUGAUAAAAAAUUGUAUGUCCAAAAACUCAUAUCAAAUUCGUACAUGUAGUAGAUAUCAAGCUAAAGCGCCAUGGAUAGACGAAACAGUACUUGGAGAAAUACGAUACAGGGAUCAGUUAUACAGGAGAACGCUUCAAUGGCCAGAUAACUUACUAAUACAGCAAAAUUACCGAAAACAAAAGAACUACGUGACUCGUCUCAUUAAACAAAAGCAAAAAACAUAUUAUCAAAAUCAGAUAGUUGCGAAUCGCAGCAACAUUAGAAAGGUGUGGAGUAUAUUGAAUGAAAUUGUGUUUCGAAGAAAAACAAAACAAGGAAAUUCAAGUAUUUCGAAAAUACUCUUGAAUGAUAGGGUAUUGGAGGAUAGUGUAGAUAUAUGUAAUGCAUUCAAUAGUUAUUUUAUCAACAUACCUCACGAGCUUUUGUAUAAUUUGGAUCAAAAAUUUAAUAAUGAGCCUCGAGAUUUCACAUUGAAUAGAUCAAUUGCAAAUUCUAUUGUUAUACUACCAGCUUCAGCCAAUGAGGUUGGCAACUACAUACGUAGCCUAAAAAACUCUAAUGCAGCAGGAGUAGAUGGUAUUCUGUCGAAAGUUAUUAAACAAAAUUUAGAAAUAAUUGUUCAAAAACUAACCUCUCUAAUCAACCAAUCGAUCGCCGACGGCGUAUUUCCUUAUUGUUUGAAAUCAGCGAAAAUAGUGCCAAUUUACAAAAGCGGCUGCAAAACAGGUUUAGGAAACUAUAGGCCAAUAUCAGUCCUCCCGGUUCUAUCCAAACCAUUCGAAAAGAUUAUACAGCAAAGGCUGUGUAGUUUUUUUGAUCGCCACAAAAUAAUCAGUAAAAAUCAAUAUGGCUUUCAACAAAAUUCGAAUACCACCAGCGCCACUGUCAAUCUAAUAAAUGAAAUUCAGGUUAACUUAGACGAACGUAAAUUAUGUUCUGCAAUUUUUAUAGACGUAUCAAAAGCAUUUGAUUGUGUCUCUCACACAAUACUAUUGAAAAAACUCCAUCAGUACGGUAUUAGAAACAAAGCUUUCUCACUGAUUGAAUCAUACUUGAAUAACAGAUGUCAAUGUGUAAGCAUCAAUAAUCAUACUAGUCGAGAAUUGACUGUUGACUUUGGCGUACCACAGGGCUCAAUCCUAGGACCAUUACUAUUUAACGUUUAUGUAAACGACAUUUUUGAUCUUCCUUUGAAAGGAAAGCUUCAACUCUUCGCUGAUGAUGCCGCUUUAGUUUAUAAUGCAAAUAGUUUCGAAUUCCUUUACCAAGAUAUGCAACAUGAUUUGAAUUUACUACAACAAUGGUUUUUCAAUAAUGGAUUAACGGUUAAUGCAUCUAAAACAAAGUAUAUUAUAUUCCGUAAGAACGAUCAGUUAGAUAACAUACAUUAUGACCUGUGGCUUAGUGGAGAAAAGCUAGAAAGGGUUGUCUCUUUGGCUUAUUUGGGUCUGAUAGUUCAACAGAGUUUGCGAUGGAAUUUACAUGUUGAACACAUUCAUAAGAAAAUUAGUAAAUUUCUCGGUAUGCUCCGCCAAAGCAGCUACAUGAUACCCCUUAAAGAGAGGAAAAAUCUAUUCUAUGCCCAUGUUAAUUCACAAAUUUGUUAUCUCUGUAUAAUAUGGCAAAACGCUCCUAAUUACGUGAUUAGUAAAAUCUCAAUAACUUUGAACAAGUUCAUGAGAACUAUUUUUUGGGAAGAUUAUUUGGAUCCUAACGUUAGAACUGUUGAUUUGUACAAAAACAACUACAUUAUGAAUUUUGCUCAACUUAAGUAUUUCGAAUCUGCUUUGUUUGUUUAUAAAGUAAAAAAUAAUCUAAUUAAACAUAACUUAGAACUCCAAUCAUUGAGUGAGUUACACCGAUUCAACACACGAAACAUGAUUAAUAUACAAAUAAGAAUACCAAGAACUAAUUACAUUAAGCUUGGUUGCAUAUAUCCUGCCAUAAUUAACUACAAUAACUUACCACUGAGUUUGAAAACUAUUACUUCAAUCCACAUAUUUAAAAAUAGUCUGAAAAAAUACGUUAUUGAAAACAUUAUAUGAUAUAUAUUGAUUAUUAUACUUAAAUACUCUCAUUUGCACUGAACUACCAUCGAUUAAAGACCUCCUAAUCAGUCUUCGGACUGUCUGAGGUCUAUCAAACAAUAACUAAGCAUUGUAAUAAAUAGGUUAGGGGAAGAAAGUUAGAAUUAGAAAUGUUUGUAAUGUUUCUUUUGUAUACUUUUUUGAAGGGGUUUUUACGCCUGGGAUUGAAACAUAUCAAUAUAAAUGUUUCCAUCCUGGCUUUUCCCCUUACCGAAAAAAUGAAUAAAUAAAUUAAAAAAUAAAAAAAAAAAAUUAAAAAAUAAAAAAAUCUUCCUGGGAUUAUUCAGAAGUUCCUCCGGUGAUGCCUCCAGGAACAUCUUCAGAUAUUUAAUCCAGGAAUUCCAGCUGGGAUCCCUCAAGCAAUUGCAACUGUGGUUCUACCGGCAAUUCAUCGUAGGACUCCUCCAGAAAUUCUAACUGUAAUAUUUUUAGGUGUUUUCCUAGAGAUUUCUCUUGGGAUUUCUUCAGGAAUUCUUGCUUGGAUUAUUCAUAGAAAUAUUUCUGAAAUUCUUCCAGAAGUUCCUCCAGGAAUGUCCAAAGAAAUUUUGUCCAAAACGCCCGGCUGGAUUCUUCAUUUAAUUAAUCCUGCGGUUGUUCCAGCUAUUCUUGUCCUACUCCUUCAAAAAUUCUAACUGUGGUACUUCAGAAACUCUGCUAGAGAUCCUUUUAGAGCUUUCUACUGGCUUUCUCGCUGGGAUCUUCUGGGCGAUGUGCCUGGAAUUCUUGCAGAAAUUCCUUCGGUUGAUCUACCAGGGAUUUCUCCACGGACACAUCCAGGAAUUCCUCCAGAGAUAUUAAAGACUGGACUCGAAAAAAAAUGAGACACUCAAAAUAAUGUAUAACUUUUGAUUGCGUUCAGAAAAAUAGCUGAUUUUCUAACCAGGAAUAGCAUGUUAUGUGUAGUUAAUGCCCUAAAAAUUUCAUCAAAAUCGGUUCAGUAUUGGCGCAAAUAUUGUCGAUACAAUAAAAUGUGAUUUUGGAAAUUUUGGGCUUCCAUUUUAAAAAUUGUUUAGGCUAUAACUUGGUUGUUAGCUCAUCAAAACGUCUGAAAAUUUGACUGUAAGUUCUUCAAGUAAGUCAUAAUAAGUGGUGAAAAUUUCAUUUUAAUCGGUUCAGUACUUUUUUUUAUAAUUCAAACAAAAAAACGGGGUUUUCAAAUUUUGGGCACUUUUUAACAUUUUAAAAUCAGUGUGCAUUAUUUUGACUGUAGUUCAGACUGUAGACAGAUGUUCCUCGAGUGAUUCCUCCAGGAAUUUUUAUCGAAGACAUUUUAUCCAAGAAUUCUCCUAUGGAUUUCUCAUGGGAUUCCUCUAGGAACUCUUGUUAGCUUUCCUCCAUGAAUUCCUACUGGAUUUCUCAAACAAUUCAUGCUGUGGUUCUUCAAUCAAUUUCUCCUGUGGAGCGGACCUGGUGCGAUGGUUAAAGCACGUGGCUAUCACGCCGCACACUGGGGCAGAACUGAAAUACAUGGGAAUAACCUCAAGCUCGUCGAGAUGUUGAGAUACUCAUUUGGUGUCUUCAGAGAAAAUAUUUCUAUGAACAUGGUCGAUAUUCUGAGCGGUAGUUAAUUUUUCUUACGUUAUUCGCAUAAAAGUCCUAUAAGUCAUUUUGGCCAAAUUACAUUUUAGCGACAUGGUGUCUUCAGCAAACUUUGUCAGCAUAAAUAGCCGAACAACUUUGCCGAAGACACCAUAUCGCUAAAAUGUAAUUUGGCCAAAAUGACUUAUAGGACUUUUAUGCGAAUAACGUAAGAAAAAUUGACUAUCACUCAUAAUAUCGACCAUGUUCAUAGAAAUAUUUUCUCUGAAGACACCAAAUGAGUAUCUCAACAUCUCGAUGAGCUAGAGGUUUUUUCCAUGUAUUUUCAGUUCUGCCCCAGUGUGCGCCGAGGACCUGGGAUCGAAUCCCACUCCCGACAUACUCACAAAAUGUGAGUUCUUCCUUCGGAAGGGAAGUAAAGCGUGGGUCCCGAGAUGAACUAGCCUAGGGCUAAAAAUCUCGUUAAUACAGAUAGAAAAAAAAAUCUCCUAGGACAACUCCAGAAAUUCUUACUGUAAUAUCUCCCGCAAUGCUUCUGGGGAUUAUUCUGAGGAUUUCUUCUGAGAUUACUUCAAAAACUCUUGCUGGGAAUAUUUAAGGCAAUUUUCCUAGGAUUCUUCAAUAUGUUCCUUUGGUGUUUCCUCAUGGAAUUCCUCUAGAAAUUCUUGGAAUACGCCAUUUUUUUCUUUUUUUUUCUUACUCACCUUCAUAAACAAACACGAGAAAUAAAAGAAGGGAAGAGAGACACUGACCUCUCUUGGCCUUCCUCCAGGAAUUCCAUCCGAAAGAACUCCAUAGGAACCUCUAGAAGAAUCCCUAAAAGAAAUUAUGGAGAUAGCAUAGUUGGAAAGUUUAGAGAAAUCCUACGAUGUAUUACUGGACAAAUCUUCCUACAUGAAAUAAUUCUAAAAGAAGUUCCUUGAAUAUAUACCCAGUAUAUACCAGAAGAAACUACAAGUGAAAUCACUGGAAGAAUCGGUAUACAUACAUAUACAUCGGUAUUCUUAUUAGAUAAAGCCCAUAAAAUUACUUUUAAAAAAAAUUUCAAGAUUUUUGCGACACUUUUUCUUUAGCACUUAAUUUUAGGUAAAUUUUAUUUACCGUGUAUGUCAAACAGGAACAUUUGUUGUCAAAAGCUGUGUUCAGUCAUCCAGUUUACAAAAGUUGUACUUCUCGGCAAUCAGUUGAUGACUGAGAUAAUGUGUUAUCUCAAGUAUGUUUGACAAUUUACGUAUCAUUCAAAUCACUACAUGUUUUAUGGCCUUUCCACUCAUUGCCAAAAUCACUAGACUUUCACACUUCUAUGAAGCGUUACGUAAUUUAUGCAUGGUGACUGACGUUAUGCAAUAGUUAAUAAAUACAUGUUUUGCGUAACAUUUUUUAUACACUGCGUAAAAACUGACAAUUGCAACAAAAUUUCUUCUUUUUUACCGUUACGUAAUUUUUAAACGUUCCCUGCCGCAAAAAAAUGAAUAGAAAAGAUGUAAACUUCACGUAGUUUUAACUAUGUUUAAAUUUUUGCUGAGGUGGCUUUCAUUUGAUCAAUCAAUUGAAGUUUAAUUUGGUGGGCCAAAAUAUGUGCACUUGGUGGUCCAAAAUAGAAGCCCGAGAUCCUUCGGGAGUUUUGAUAUUUCUUGUAUUUACUACAACAAUUUUGAGUGUCGUUUGGCCUUUUUCGAAAGAAAACAUGUUGCUCUACGUAAUGCCUACUGUAAUUAUCCAUAUUUGAAGUGGGAACUUUCUUUUUUCGCUUAAUUGUUCAUCCACUUCCUAAAGGGGUCCAAAAUACCUCCCUUGGAAGAACACUUUCCAAGCAAAACACAUAUGUCACAGUACAGUCACGACAGCAAGGGUUUCAGUUGCGCAGAUGUCGCUGUGACUUACUUCUAGUAAAUAACUGCUUACUUGCUGGAAGUAAGUCACAGUAACUGCUGAGCAACCAAAACCUACGCUGUCGUGACUUUUCUGUGACAUGUGUACUUGGAACGGAAAUCCGUAAAGUAAUACCAUGUGACAUUGUUGGAGGAAUCCAUGGAGUUAUCCCUUGACAAGUGACAAGAAGAAUGUGUUGAGCAAUCCCAGCAAAUAUUUUUAGAGGAAUGCUUGGAGAAUAGACAGGUCCAAAUACAAAAAUGUCGAAAAAUUCCACCGGGCACCCUCUAGAAUGCCUUUGGAUGAGAAGAACAAUCUGUGAAAGAUUCUACUCAAUCGGUUAAAAUCUGAGCUGGCGCCAAUGAGUUGAAGGUUUGUAUGGGAUGUUCAGCAUAAGCGUAACUAGGUCAUAGCUCUAGGGGGGGCCAAAGCCAUGUCGAUAUAGAUUUAUACUAAAAAGAUACUUUUCGCCUGAAUCGCGUGAUUUUUUUCCGAAAUGGAUUUUUCUGGAGGGGGCCAGGCCCCUCCUGGCCACCCCCUAUUUACGCCAAUGAUGUUCAGCCCAAAUAUAUGAGAAAUUGGAUGAUCUCCAGUCUGUCAUUCAGUACGCCGGUUUGGCAAGUUCGAUUUGGCUCAGGAUUGAAAAAAUAAUAGUUGAUAUCCUAAUGAACAACUUUAUAGAAGACCAUAUCAUGAUAAAACUUACUUUAGUUGCGGUUUCGACCAACGAAAGCAGGAUGAGGACAUCUUCCCCCGUUUACUCUCGGUUGUUACAUGCAGCACGUGUUUGCCGUUCGAAACUUGAACAUUACAUCAUAGGCGGCUAUGUUGUCCUUCAUUUCAAUUGCUCACGCACGUGGAUGGGUAUCGACACAAUGAAGAAUUGCAUAGCUGCCUAGCUGCAUGGCUGCGCGCUACGCAUAAGCUUCGACCGACAAACACGUGCUGCAUAUAACAACCGAGAGUAAACAUGAGAAGAUGUCAUCCUGCUUUCGUUAGCUGAAACCGCAACUAAAGUAAGUUUUAUCAUGAUAUGGUCUUCUACAAAGUUGUUCCUUAGGGUAUCGACUACCAUUCUUUCAAUUCUGAGCGAAAUCGAACUCGCCAAACCGACGUGCUGAAUGAGAGACUGGAGGUUUUCCAAUUUCCUAUAUAUUUCGGCUGAACAUCUCAUACAAACCUUCAACUCAUUUGCGCUAGCUCAGAUUUUAACCGAUUGAGCUGAAUCUUUCACAGAUUGUUCUUGGAGAUUCCCCUUGGAACCUCGUAUAGAUUCCCUCAGAAAUCUCGUGGAGAUUUACCCAGAAAUCUCAUGGAAAUUCUUCCUGGAAUCUCGUGGAGACUACGCCCUGGAUCUCGUGGGAAUCUCCACGAGAUCCAUGGCGUAUCUACACGAGAUUACCUGGAAUCUCGUGAAGAUUCUCCCUAGACUCUCGCGGAAAGUCUUCCUGGAAACUCGUGGAGAUUUCCCUGGAACUGGAACCUCAAAGAGAUUCUCCCUGGAAUCUAGUGUAGAUUCCUCCUGAAAUCGCGUGAAAAGUCUCCCUGGAAUCUCGUGAGGAUUCUUCCUGGAAUCUCGUGGAGAUUCUCUCUGGAAUCUCGUGAAGAUUCUCCUUGGAAUUUCGUGGAGAUUCUCCCCUUGAAUCUCGUAGAGAUUCUCACGAAAGACUAUCGCGGAAAGUCUUCCUGGAAACUCGUGGAGAUUUCCUUGGAACUGGAACCUCAAAGAGAUUCUCCCUGGAAUCUAGUGGAGAUUCCCCCUAGAAUCGCGUAGAAAGUCUCCCUGGAAUCUCGUGAGGAUUCUUCCUGGAAUCUCGUGAAGAUUUAUCUGGACGUUCGUGUAGAUUCUCCCUGGAAUCUCGUGGGGAUUCUCCCUGGAAUUUCGUGGGGAUUCUCCCUGGAAUCUCGUGGAGAUUCUCCCUGGAAUCGCGUGGAGAUUCUCCUUGGAAUCUAGUGGAUAUUCUCCCUGGAAUCUCGUAGAGAUUCCACAUGGAAUCUCGUUGAGAUUUCACCUGGAAUCUCGUGGAGAUUCCACCUGAUAUCUCGUGGAGAUUUUCCUUGAAAUCGUGUACAGAUGCCACCCGGAAUCUCAAGGAAAUUCUUCCUGGAAUCUCGUGGAGAUUCCUCCUGGAAUCUCGUGGAGAUUCCUCCUGGAAUCUUGUGGAGAUUCUUCCUGGAACCUCGUAAAGACUCCCUCAGAAAUCUCGUGGAGAUUCCCCCAGAAAUCUUAUAAAGAUUUUUCCUGCAAUCUCGUGGAGAUUCUCCCCUGGAAUCUCGUGAAGCGCUUCCCUUAAUAACUGCGGAAGUGCUCAAAGAACACUAAGAUGUAGAGAGGCAGUCCAAGUUCCAGUGGGAUGAUACAUAUACUCGGAUGUUAUACUAGGCGGAGCUGUCAAACAGCUAUCAGAAGAUAAUAUCAAAAAAUCUCUUCGAAAUUGAUUUUAGAUAUCAAAACAAAGUUCUAUAAAUAUGAAAAAAAGUCUUAGAAAAAAGUGCUCUUUUGUAUAAUAUUUUAAAAAUCAAUAAAUUGUCCAAAAUUUAGGAACCCAAUUACAGUUGUCUUUCUACAUCUCGAUAUUGAAGGGACCAUCGAUAUAGGGAGAGAUCGAAUUGAAGGACCUAUUUAUAAUGCACACUAGAUUGAAAAAGCUUCGGUAACUAGGAAGAACCGUCAACAAACAGAUGUCACCUCGCCUUUCCAGAAUGUUAUACACCUACUAGGAUAGGAUGUGAAAUUCUCCUGUCAAACAUUUCAAUUUUGAUGCUUAUUUCGCACCGUAAAGCACUAUUUGCAAUUGGAUUAGCAAAGCUAGCAACUAAAAUUGCUUUCAAACGCAAUGUUCUUUUAUUUGUAGUGAAAUAUAUCGAAAAUUCAAUUAAUUUUACACCAAUCAAUGAUUUUUAUCGGUGUUCGGGCUUGGGAGUCACUUUAGGUUGAUUAAGUUCUAAAUGCUGGCAUAUUUGAAGCGACGAAGCUUGAAUUAAAAAUAUACCUUGAUUUUAAAUAUUGCUAUCAAAUGCUAAACCUACAAACUAGCAACACGGCCAAACCAACAACAAAGCGAUCAGAUCGCAGCAAACGGAUAUCAAUUUCGACCAAUCAGCGAUUGGUCUCCGUUUGACAGCAAAUUGUUCUUGAAUCAGCUGACAACGUGACGCAUCCUAACCUAGUACACUUAGAAAACAUGGUCUAGCAACCAUGAAAAUGGCCAUAUCAACAUAGGGCAAUGCAUACUGCGGUUGCUAAGGAAAAAUUUUCUAAGUCUCUGACGUUUCGUGGCCUUGUUGUUUACAGUUUGGACUUAGAGAAUUUCAGUCGAAUUUUCGUUUUGUCCGGGAAGAGAUCCAGUGAUGAUGGUCGAGCCCAGAAUAUUUCAAGCCAGCGCCAAUUGGGUCAUUCUGACCGAACAAGUUCCACCGAACCAGGAAAUAUUCGUGACCGAAACCUAUUUGAUGAGGGUAAACCAUAUUUGAAGCGGAUAUUCUACCAGCUUCUAUUAUAAUACUGCGAUGGCGCAGAUCCACCCCCAGAAGACAUGGACGCCAGCAAACGAUCAAGUUCUGGAAGGAGUGUGACCCUAGAUAUGCCGAACCUUUGCGAGAUUGCCGCCCUCAAGAUUCUCCUUUCAUCCAUCCAGAUGGCCAUAAUAGUGUACCUCGGCACCAAUCCAGGUCAAGCUUUCCAUCACUCACCGCUGAAGAAGAGGAAGUUGGAGUUUCUAACGCACCGUUAUUCAGAUUGGUUUUAUGCGAGUAGAUGAUUACCAAAUUGUUAAAUAUACCUAAUGGAAUAAAAGUGCAGUGCCGAACAUUCCGAUUCAAAAUAUUUUUCUAAUGAAAUUGUUGGACAAAUUCUGGUUGAAUUCCGUGGGAAUUCUGGCAUGCAUCCGGUUGGCCUUAUGGUGGGAAUAAUGGAUUAACUUGAAAGCCCGGAAGCCCCUAAGAGCAGUUUUUAUGAUAUUUCUAAAGAGGUUUUAUCUGGGAUUCUUCCAGGAGUUUUUUCCGUUAUUCUCACAGGAACUCCUUCCACGAUUGCUUAUUUCAGAGAUUCCUUCUGGGAUUUCUCCAAAAAUUCCUUCUGGGAUGCCGCCAGAAGUUUUGGGAUUUCUCCAGAAAUUCUUUCCGAGAUUCCACCAGGAAAUUUUAAGGACCUCCAUGUGCUUGUUUCAUUUGAAUAAAACUAACCGUGAAACAUCGUUCCUUCGAAUGACUCUUCAGGAGUUUCUUCUGGUAUUUCUGCAGCAGCUCAAUUUUUAUUUCUUCAAGAGCUACAUCUAAGAUUUCUCCAGAAGUUCCUUCUGGAAUUCCUUCUUUUCAGAAUUCUCCCUUCUGGGAUUCCUCCAAAAUUUCCUUCUAAAUUCCUCUUUCUGGGGAUUUCUCCUCCAAAGAUUUCUGCAGAAGUUAAUGCUGAGAUUUUUCUGGAAUUCCUUCCAAGGUUCCCCAAGAAGGUUAUUCAUGGGUUCUUCCAGGGUUUCUUUCUAAGAUUAUACCAGGAGUUUCCUCGGAUAUCCCUCAAGGAAUUUCAACCGGAAUUUCUUCCGGGAUUCCCCCAGAAGUUCAUUCUGAGAUUCCUCAAGAACUUCCUUCCUGGUUUCCUUUAGGAAUUUCUACCAGGAUUCCUUCAGGUGUUUCUUCCGGGCACUUAGAUAUGCAUUCCGAGAUUCCUCCAGGAAUUUCUUCCGGGAUUAUUCCAGGAAUUCCAUUCAAAAUCUUUCCAGAUGUACCUUUAGGGAUUCCUCCAGGAUUCUUCCUUUUGAGAAUUCCUCCUUCUGAUUCAUUCCGGAGUACCUUCUAGGAUUCCUCUAAGAUUUUCUCCUGGGUUUAAUCAGGAACUCCUUCUGGGAUCCCUCCAGAAAUUCCUUCUAGGAUUUCUCCAAGAUCUCCUUUCGAUAUUCCUCUAGGAAUUUGUUGCAAGAUACCUCUAAGAGUUCCUUCUGAGAUUCCCCAAGAAUUUCUUCUUUAGAUUCCCGUUUUUUUUUCUGGAAAUAAAUAAAUAAAUAAAUAAAAUUUCUCUAGAAGUUUCAUCAGGGAUUCCUUUACGAGUUUCCUCUGAGAUUCCUCCAGUUCCUUUCGGAAUGUCUUUGGAAUUUUUUUGAACUAUUGGAACUAUUGGAUGAAACUGAAAGGAACGAUUGGAGAAAAACUGAAGGAACUCCUGUAGCAAUUCGCUACAAAUCUGCUGGAAAUAUUGCUUAAAAAGUUGUUGGAGGAAUUUCUCUAGGAAGUGUUUAGGAAUUGUAUAUGGAACUCAUGAUUGAAUUCCAGAUGGAAUUCUUGGAAUUCUUUCAUAAGGAAUUCAAACAAAAAAAUCCUGGAUGAUUGCCAUGAGGAACAUCUGAGAGAAUUCCAGAGGAAUUCCAGAAUGAUCUGUAAGAAUUUCAUAUGGAACUGCUGUAGGAAUCCCGGAAGAAGUUCUAGGAGGAAUUACGGAAGGAGUUCAUAAAGAAAUCCCGGAAUGAGUAGGAUUACCGGAAGAAGUUCUCGACUGAAUCCGGCAGAAGUUCUUGGAGGAACCCCGGAAAGAUUUUCUGGAUAAAUCCCAGAAAGAAUUCUUGGAGAAAUCUCAGAUGGAACUCCUGCAAAAAUUUGGCAAAAAUCGUGAAUUGAAUUUCUGGAGGUGUCCGGAAGAAAUCCCGGAAGGAAUUACUGAAGCAAUCCUGUAAAGAACUUAUGAAAAAAUCCCGGAAGAUAUCACGGGUGAUAUUUCUGGGGGGAUCUCAGAUGCCACUCCAAGUGUAAUCUCAGAAGAAAAUCCUGAAAGAAAUUCUGGAGGAACGAAUGGGAGGAACCCGUGAAGUAACUCCUGGAGGAGUCCUAGAAGCAGUUCCUGUAGGAAUCCUCGAAGAAAUUAAUGAACAACCCCCUGGAAGAAGUUUAUGGAAGAAAGAUUUCCUGGAUGAAUCCCAUAAAAAAAACUCCUGGAGCGCUUCAAAUAGCAAUUCCUGGAGGAAUCAUUGGAGGAACCUCUGGACGAAACAAAGAAUUUAUUCUUAAAUAAAUCCCAGAAGAAACUGGGAAUAAUCCCGGAAGGAAUAUGUGCUGGAAUUUCGAAAUGAAUAUCUGAGUGGACCCUGGAAGGAACACCUGAAGAAAUGUCGGUUAAAAUUCCAGGAGGGAGGUCCGAAAAAUUUCCUGGUGGAAUCUCAGAAGAAAACUCUGGAGGAAACCCUGAAGGAACUCGUGAAAGAACCCAUGCAUUAGCUCCUGGAGUAAUCUUAGAAGCAUCUCAUGGAUGGAUUUCUGGUAGAAGUUCUUAUGUAAA
Aedes albopictus (Asian tiger mosquito) is the source of this 15405-nucleotide messenger RNA. RefSeq lists its product as uncharacterized. The record is from RefSeq and is a predicted model, not a curated record. Gene Ontology annotation, molecular function: catalytic activity. Lineage: Eukaryota; Metazoa; Arthropoda; Insecta; Diptera; Culicidae. The coding region runs from base 2787 to 5690 and encodes 967 amino acids. The transcript is spliced from 2 exons.